AUGGGUCGUCUGGCACCUACAAGGCAGCAAGGUUUUAAAGGUGGCAUCCGUCCGAGGCGUCAUUACCAAGCUCGACGCCAGAGCAAAGUUUUAAAGGUUAAGAUGCUAUACGUGUUUUGGUCAGGUUCAGCGUGGUCUACACUGGCGCAGGACACUCGUUUGAUGAGGCAUUUGGAACAUUUCACUAAUGUUCGUAAUCCCGCUGCUGUCAGCAACGAUGCAGUGCUGGAGGCUCGAGCCUACAUCAAGGACCAGUUUAGCCAGUACGGACUCCAAGUCCGCAUUAACCAGUUCAGCACUAAUGUGGUCGUUUUCAACCAGGAAAGGACGGUCAUAGGCCCGAAAAUAAGACAUCGACUUUUCCCUUUCGGUCUGCCUGGAUCGUACCACUUUCUGCACCAGUUUCUGUGGCCUUUCCUCAACCAGUCAGCAAAUAACUUUCAAGGAGCCAUCAUACUCGACUCCAUCUCAAAGUUCAGUGAGAGGAACAACACCCAGUACCUCCCUCCUGGCUUCGACCUGGCGUUCCCUGAGGCUCGUCACAUAGGCACUCAAGGUGCCAAAGGUAACUUCAUGGCACUCUUCAGUCUUGGCUCCGCUGCCAUCCAGCGCCUCACCAGCACCAUCAUCAGCAGCUACAGUAGGGAUCCCAAGUCCCGUAUGAUGCGAAUCCAGGAGCUUUUGGUAAACAGCAAUGUAAACCAAGGCAGCACAGUACCAAUGUUCAAUCACCAGUCCCACUUCAGCUUCUGGACCUUCCAGCCAGCGGACACUCCUGUGUCGCUGCCUGCCGUCCUGCUCACUGACACGGGUGUGUAUCGUAGCCCCGGAGAAGAGUGCAGCAUCCCGUGCUCAGCACAAAACUUCCUAACACCUACUCGACACGACUUCAUCAGGCUGACUACGAGAAGCCUGACCACCGCCGUCCUGCAACUCCAGGCUGAGCGCACCAGCAGCAGCAGCAGUCAGUACCACCUCUACACAAAUGGUAUACAACACCUGCACUGGUAGUAAUAUAAUGAAUGA
Messenger RNA from Cherax quadricarinatus, 1026 nucleotides. NCBI's taxonomy places the organism in Eukaryota, Metazoa, Arthropoda, Malacostraca, Decapoda, Parastacidae. The record is from RefSeq and is a predicted model, not a curated record.